UGAGAAGAAAGAAACUUUCCCCUCCAAUAAAAUAAAAGUAUAAAUAAACCGUUUAAAACCGAAUUUAGUUCAGUCAAUUGAAAAAUUUCAUCAAUUUGUGUUUGCCUUUCAAAGUGGUCUUUUCAAGAUGCAAAAAUUCGUUCAAAUCGAUUUUAAAUCUCUACCAACAUCGGUAGUGAUGAUCGUCACGACCACUCUUUCCUUGCUUUUGACGUACAAACUUUUUUGUUAUAUAAAAUAUCGAAUUGCUAUGUCUAAAAUUCCCGGGCCAAAAGAAUAUCCUUUUAUAGGACAUUUAUUUAGCGUUUUGGUAUCUCCAGAUAAAUUAUUUAAUAAAUUAACGGAAUACAGCAAAAAGUUUUAUCCAACUUAUCGACUUUGCACUGGAAUUAAAGACGCUGUUUUUAUCUCUUCGCCAAUUGAUGCAGAGACGAUAUUAUCUGGAAUGAAACAUAUUGAUAAAAAUUUAAUGUAUAAACCUUUGGAGAAUUGGUUACAAGAAGGGUUAUUAUUGAGUACAGGUCCUAAAUGGCAAUAUAGACGUAAAGUUUUAACACCGACAUUCCAUUUUAACAUUUUACAAGAAUUCACAGACGUCUUUAUCGACGAAGGUAAAAAAUUGGUUCAAGAUUUGACAUUAAACGCGAAUAAAGUAAUAGAUGUGGUCCCGAUCGUGACACAAUUCACGUUACAAACGAUUUGUGAAACAGCUAUGGGAACAACUUUGGCUAAAUCCGGCGAUACUUAUCGAGAUUCGGUUUAUAAAAUGGGUGAAUUAACAGUGCAUAGAAUAGUUAGACCGUGGUACUAUUCACCUUUAAUUUAUAUAUUUUCACGACAAUUUUGGGAAUCUUGGAUUACCACGAAUUAUCUUCACAAAUUUACCAUGAAAGUAAUCAAAGACCGAGAAACAACAUUUAAUCCAUCUGAUAUUACCACCACGAAGGAUGGUUUUCAAUUGAAUACUAAGAAAAAAAUGGCUAUGCUUGAUUUACUUUUAUCGGCAAAACGGUCCGGAUCUGCUAUCAAUGAUAAAGGAAUUCAAGAAGAAGUUGACACCUUUAUGUUUGAGGGCCACGACACAACAGCAACCAGCAUUUCAUUUACAUUCAUGCUUCUCGCCAACAAUAAAGACGUUCAGCAAAAAAUAUUUGAAGAGCUUUACGAUAUUUUCGGCGAUGAUUCCGAUCGGGAUAUAACCAUGAACGAUUUAAGCCAAAUGAAAUACUUGGAACGAGUUAUAAAAGAAUCUUUGCGAUUGUAUCCGAGCGUUCCUAUGAUUGGACGUUGUACAAGCGAGGAUAUGGUGACCAGUACGGGAUGUAAAAUUCCAAAAGAUGUGAUUGUGAUGGUGAGGAUUUAUGACAUCCAUAGGAAUCCGGAAAUUUAUCCGGAUCCGGAAAAAUUCGAUCCAGAUCGGUUUUUACCCGAAAAUUCUAAAGGAAGACAUCCGUUUGCUUAUAUACCAUUCAGUGCCGGACCCAGGAACUGCAUAGGCCAAAAAUUUGCAAUGUUGGAAUUAAAAACCGCAGUUGCUUCUGUAAUGAGACAUUUUCAAUUAGAACCGGUUGAUACACCGGAUACCAUCACACUUCAAACCGAUAUAAUUAUCAGGACAACCCAUGGGUUGAAAAUGAAGUUUAUACCGAGGAAAUUAUAAAUAUAUAUACAUACAGGGUGUUUCGGUGACUCGGGGAACAAAUUUAACCACAUACACUAGAGUGAAA
Molecule: messenger RNA, 1727 nt
Organism: Onthophagus taurus
Lineage: Eukaryota; Metazoa; Arthropoda; Insecta; Coleoptera; Scarabaeidae
Product: cytochrome P450 4C1-like
Molecular function (GO): oxidoreductase activity, acting on paired donors, with incorporation or reduction of molecular oxygen; monooxygenase activity; heme binding
Source: RefSeq, a predicted model, not a curated record